AUGCAAGGGACAUCAGAUGAUCAAAGGAUGUCACCAAAUUCUAGAGCACUGAUGGAACCUUCUGAAGAUGUUGAAAAUAAUAGACAGAUUUUUACAUCUCAUACCAAUAAUACCACCUGCUAUACAGAUAAAUCAGAAAUUACCUCAGUAACACAAGCACCAGAUUGGUCAGAAAAUUUUGAACAAAAGGAAGAAAUUAUGAUAAAACAGAAAAAAAGUACAACAAGCAAUGAUGCCAAUACGGAACGAAACGAAUCAAGAGGUAGCGUUGAAUUACCAGAUCAGGUAUACGGUACGGAACAAUAUCCUGUUAUUCCUGAAACUGAAUCAACGAUACAUUACGAUAUAAGUUCAAAUUACGAGAAUGCAGGAAAACAGAAUGCUGAUAGCUCUGAAAUGACAGGUUUUCAACAAACAGGUGACACUACGCUUAAUGAACAACCAGUGGAGUAUGAACAAUAUACUUAUUCUUACAAUGAACCACAGAUUCAAAGCUUUGAUGAAGUGAAAAAUGUAAACUACGAUUACGGUACGACAUCGUAUCCUGAUUAUGAACAACAACAGCAGCAGCAAAAUGAAGUGUUUACAAAUUAUCAAGAUUAUAACGAAAUGAAUUAUGGAACAACGUAUCAAAGCUAUAAUCAACAAUCAACUGUAAGUGAAGACUACACACAACAACUGAUAACAAAGCAGGAUUACGAUCAACAACCUACCGUACUUCCUGAUUACGGUGCUUCACAAUAUAAUCAAUCACAGGGAUAUAGCUACGAUAGCUAUAAUACUUAUGCGUCAUCUUAUAUGCCAUCAGCAAAUGACCACCAAAAUUAUGAAAGUCAGACUGGUUCAGAAUCUUAUCCAGAAACAACCGGUGAUUACGAUAUGUCACAUUAUCAACAACCUGUUGCAGAAAAUUCUACUACAUCUCUUCACUCUAAUGAUGGUUAUCGAUCUCCUAUGAUACCACAAUACAUUGCACCAUUAUUUCCAGCCGUCAUUAGGUCGGAACCAAAUCCAUUUUCUUGGGAAGCACAAGAAAGUGUAGCAGCAACGGUUACACAAUCGAUGCCACAACCUGAUAUCCAGUCAUCACAAGCAUUUCCUACUGAAACAUAUCAACAAAAAGAAAUAGCAACGGAAAAUGAUAAUAGCGUUCAAAAUGAUGUAGAAACGAGGCGAAAACCACCUUUACGACCUGCUCCCCCAUCGCCAUCCGUUGAACGUCCAGUACCACCAACACGACCUCCAGUACCACUCCCAACAACAAAAUCAAAAUAUUCCAUUGAACCGUCAAUGCAUCAACAAUUACCGCCUAAGUUGAUGGAAUCAGAACCAGAAGAAGAUGCAUGGACACAGUUUAAAAAAUUAACAGAAAAAGCUACAUCAGCUGUGAAAUCAACUGAAGAAAAAUUGAGAGAAUUGGAAAAAACUACAGCAGCCAAAGAUAUCAAAGAUGAAAGUUACCUCUCACAAAUUGGUGGUUCUCAAGCCUAUAUUCCGGAACAUGCCUAUAAGCAAGCACGAGAGCAGGGAUCUCUGAUUGCACCGAUAAAAGAGAAAAAAAAGAAUAAACACGGAAAAUCAAAGAAAAUACCGGAACCGGAAUUGACAUUAGCACAGGAAGAUGAUAUGGAUCGAGCUGCUAUGGAAUUAGCAAAGAAGAUGGCUGCUACAAGAAUUGAUUUACAGGAUUGGAAGCCACCAAAGGAACAACAAGGACCAUCAAGUCCUAACCAGCAAUCAAACAAAUCAUCUGAGGAAAUUCCAAUGACAAUGCUAGCAUCAGCUAAAUCGAGCAGUAACGAUGCUGUAAACAAGGAAGCUUCAGAAACAUUUGCAGAAACAAAUACCGCAGCAACUUUUAGCCCAAAGUUAGAGAAUCGAACUUGGACUGCAUUUGAUGAUUCACAGCCAACUGAAUUACCAAUAUCUGAAUCAGGUUUUUUCACAAAUGCCUCUGUAGCUCCAGUUUCGCCUGAUAAAGCAUUUGGUUUCACUGUUGCGCCCAAUGAACUUAAUGCUUCGAUCAGUGAAAAUUUAAUUGAUGAGGAUUAUGAUCCAUUCAAUGUACCUUCAGCAGAUGAUUUAGUUAAAGAAGCAAAAUUACGAGCUGCUGCUGCAUUAGCUGCAGAAGAAACUGAAGAAGAUAUUAACUUUUUUGCUACUGCUAAAAUAAAUGAAGAAAAAAAAAGUGAUAUUAGCACACCAACACAAGAAGGUGGUAGUCCAGCUAGUUCACGACCUGCUGGAUUUGAUGAUGAAUUCCGUAUGGAAGAUGGUAAUAUCAGUACACCAAGUCCAUUAUACGAUGAAGAUGAUAGUGAGCCAUUGACUGAUUUUCCAGAUAAAUUUACCGGUGAUGGUUGGGAAAUGAUGAUUCGAUACCCUAUAAAGAAGAAAAUUAUGAGUGAUCGUUACUGGAAGCCAUGUUAUGUGAGAAUACGUAACAAUACCCUUUUUUUGUUCAAUUCAAAAACUGAACAGAAACCAUUUAUGGAAAUUUUAUUACAGGCGACGUAUUCUCUUUCUGAUCCAACAUUACAAGCAUAUGAUGUUUAUGGCAAAAUUCAUACAGUAAAACUGCAAUAUGUUUUAUACAAAGAACGUGUUGGUAUCAGACCAGGACAAAUUUCACGAUUGGUAGAAGGACAUGUGACAAAAUAUGGUUUACCAUUAGAACAUUCAGCACAAUGUACAGUAAUACUAAAAUUUGGUUCAUUAAAUGCAUCUGAAUUGUUUACAUUUGUUGUCACAAUUGAAGAUAUUCUCUUUCGCUGCGUGGCUAUACGAAAUAAUACUCCGUUAUAUAAGCAAGAUGAAGUUCAGAUUCAUUGUUACGAUGAAUAUGCUGCAUAUGUGGACAAAUUCAAUAUUUUGAGCGAUCAAAAAGCUCGUGUACGAUUAUUUUGUCUUGCAUUUGUUUCCGGAUCACCCAUACUUGAAAUUGGUCUCAAUGAUCGUCGUAGACAAGGAAAGGAAAUAGUUCGUCGGAAAGAUAUUUUACCAAUGUAUACCGAAAGAUGGAUACGAUUUGAAAAUCUUGAAUUUCACAAUACAGUUGAAAAAGAAAUUUUUGAAAAAGAACAAAUAAUUCGACUUUCACCACCUGAUGGAUGCUUUUUUGAGGUAAUGAGAUUUCGUGUGAGGCCACCAAAAAAUCGCGAAAAGCCAUUAACAGUAAAAUGUGUGAUGAAAAUUGCUGGUUCUAAGGUUGAAAUUCGAAUUGAAGCUAUGGCAGCAGCACAAACAGAGAAAACAAAAGGUGAUUUUAGUAGCAAACGUCAGGUACCAUGCGAAGAUAUUCAGAUUCGUUUUCCAGUACCUGAAGCAUGGAUUUAUUUGUUUCGUGAAGAACGACGUUGGGGUGUUGGAUCGGUGCAUGCUAAAGUAAGACGUCCGGGUAAAGUUAAGAAUCUUAAAGAUCGUCUAAUGGGUACAGUACACAAUGUUGAAAAUUCACUCAUUGAAGCAGGUAUUGGUGAAGCAAAAUAUGAACAUGUUUUUCGUGCUUUAGUAUGGCGUAUUCCACGUCUUCCAGAAAAAUUUCACGCUGCAUACAGGGAGCAUUUAUUGCGUUGUCGGUUUGAACUUUCAUCAUUUGAUUUAAUGCCUGAAACAUUUGCGCCAACAUGUGAUGUGGAAUUUACAAUGCCACUUGCAAUGAUUAGUAAUACAGUGGUACGAUCAGUUAGCGUUGAACAACAUGAUGAUAGCGAUCGAGUGGAAAAAUUUGUACGAUAUGUGGCAAAAUGUACUUAUAAAGUUGAAAUAGAUUACGUUCAGUGUUCUGAUUUGGAUAUUGAUCCUAUAUUUGAUCCAACUACAGCUAAUCCAGCAGCUAAUCAGGAAAGCAUACCUGAACAGCAUAAAGCAAUGUUUAAUCCGGAUGAAGUGAACGAAUUGCAUGCAGGAUAUAGGAUCGAUUUUUCUGAUGCAGAAAUUGGUGCUAAAAGGCAUAAUGAUGCUGAUUCAAGUAGUGAUGAAGAAGAAAAUCGUAGUGCAAUGCCAAUGAUUCAGAUCGAUCCGAAGCAGUACGGUUAUUGA
Molecule: messenger RNA, 4041 nt
Organism: Brugia pahangi
Lineage: Eukaryota; Metazoa; Nematoda; Chromadorea; Rhabditida; Onchocercidae
Source: the annotation of a GenBank genome assembly